Messenger RNA from Caenorhabditis auriculariae, 6176 nucleotides. NCBI's taxonomy places the organism in Eukaryota, Metazoa, Nematoda, Chromadorea, Rhabditida, Rhabditidae. The record is from the annotation of a GenBank genome assembly.
AUGAGCGUUUCCAGCGGCUUUUCGCCGUUGCAGCAACGCAUCGACUACCUAGUCUUCGGGUACAUUCAGCGCAUGGGGGUUUCCAAUUCUGAUCGCAACCUCUGAAAUCUCCUGUUUGAAGUACGCGCGGACGGCGGAGGCACUGGCGGCGGAUUCGGCCGCCUUGGCCGACGAGUCGCGAAGAGUCCGGUGCGGUCAGCAAAUGAUGAUCUGCGUCAACGACCGCGUCCACGACAAGACUCUCGAAGAUAUCAUUCAGGUUUCUUUCGAAUGGGAGUGGGCCUUUGCGAAAACAACAAAAAUCAACAGAUGAAAUUUUUCAAGUUGAAGUAUUCAAAUUAGAUUGAUUUUUUUGCUUCUAUUAAAAAAAUAAGUUCAUACAAUGCUCGCGAAAUGGGGAAGAGUCUAAUGUCGCGUUAAAAAUGAUUUUUUUUUUUGUCUAUUUUCAAAUUUUCCAGCUUUGCUUCAAGACAGAUAAAAAUGUUUUCCGAAUACGGCUCGAUGAGAAUUUAAGAAAAAUUAUUAAUACGGAAGUUUGAAGAGAGUACUGUUGAGAGAGGUUUUUGUCAGAAAUGAAAAUGUGAAAAAAAUGAAUUGCUACAAAGUUACUAACUUUUAUCAGUUUUUUUAAAAACAUGAAGUUACAAUUGCUGAACAAUGUUCAUGUUUUUUCUAUUAUCAAUGGUGAAGGAACAAAAAUUGGAAAGAAGAUUUUUGUUUUGAUUGUUUUUAUUCGGAAUCUUAUGUCUGAAUAGUUACUAUUCAGUUUUCAUCCUAUUCAACAAGUUUUAGUGCAGCUUUCCGGGAAAGCGGAGUCAUCUUCGAAACUUAUAAUUUUCAUAAUGUUCAGACAUUCUUGGAUGAAGGAAAGUUUGAAGUUCCUCGGGAGUUCCACGAAUUUGGCGAAGAGUUACGCGUUCUUACGAACAAGUACACCUCGAUGACGACUUUUCCGAACGUCUCUAUAAGGUCAUACCGAACUUCAGUUCCACAAACGCAUUUUGUUCAGUGAGAACCAGCUCCGACUCUAUGGCAAAACUAGCUAUUCGAGGGUCGGCCCACGGGGCAACAACUACACGGCCUACACCUUCCCAAAUUCGCGUCUUCCUCCAAAAACAAUUUCUUCGACCAACAAAGAUUUUCCCACGAACACUCCCAAUGGCGCGUUCAGUAACAGUGACUUCCAAAAAGUUGUUUUUCACUCCCUUAUUCCAUUCUUUGCCCUUUCCUGCAGGCGAAUCAGUUUCCUCCACAGCCAGUUCAGCUCGAAAAUCGUCUGGUCCAUCGCAACGAAAAUAUCAUGCAGAACAGUAUUCACGAAAUAAGUGACUCGCAAUUUUGAUUAUUUAUAGGCGUAACACACGAAGCACUGAGACAUCCGGCAGUCACGAAUCACAGGAAUUUAUACGAGUUUGUCGUCAAAAUCGGUCAAAUUUCAAUUCUUUAAGGUCUAUCGCCAACGCCGAGCCGACCAAAAACCUCGAAGACAGUCAAAAUGAAGGUUGUAGAAAAAGCGCUUUGAAAAAUGAAAAUCUCGUUGAAUAGGAUCGGCACGUCGCAAAUCGAACAUUCCGCAGAAUCUCAACCAAGUCGUUCAAACCAAUAUUAUUUCUCCGAUCGUGCAGGCCAUCAACGGCGGCUCACAGCAGUGGGAGCACGGGAAUCCUAAUAAUGUCCGUUUUUAUCCAUUUCUGUUGAUGUUUUGCAACUUUCAGUCACUCUCGACCCAGCUCCAGUACACUGAGCAGUGGGAUCCGAUUCUGAACGGCCUCGAGGAAAUCGAUGGACAUGUAAUUAUUCAUUUCUUAUUUUUAAAUGCAAUGCUCGAUAUUAAUCAGAAUUUCUUUCGCUUUUUCAGUUUCUGGCGACCAUGGACUAUGCUUCACCGGAAGAAUUUUUCGUUCCGGAUAAACCGGUAGAGGAAAAUUUGCAACAGCAGCAACAGUUCAGCAGUUUGGAUGUGGGAAAUCUCGGAAUAAAAUUGAGAGUUUUGACUGUUACAGCUGCAUCCCACGAUUCAAAACGUAGAGAUAAUUCCAGACUGCAUGGAACAGCUGGAAGAAGUGGAAGUUCGGACGAGUGAAAGUUGCAGUUCUGUCAGUUUUGUCCCUUUUUUCUUUUAAUUCUUCUACAUCUUUGAUCCGCUUAAGCGCUAGGUCGAGGGGCAAGAUACUAUACUGAUAUCAGUGAUAAUCGAUGAACUAGCUCUAGUGGCAAAUCCGUCCUUGUGCGUGAGGGUUGAUGAUUAUAAACCCGUGGUUUUCCCACGUUUCAACAUUUAUGAAAUUGUCGGGUUGCGACGGGGAUCGAAAUUGAGACCCUUUGGGCCGUAGACAGACGAUUUAUCCACCUUUACAGACCUCGUUAUCUACAGCCCAUGGAGACGAUUUUUUCGUCCAUCCUCCGCACCAACAAAAGUACUUUGUUCUCGUGAUAAUCGGCUAUAUAUAUUUAUAUUCUGCAGUUUUUCGAAUGCACCAACUUCUUGGUCGGAGCCAAAGCCGCUUGAAGUAACCAAGGUCGAAGCGAAGCAUUUUUUCUUUCGAAGUUCAGAUAUUUCAGGAAUCCGCCAACAUCCCGGCUCCUAUACAAACCACUCAAGUUCCUGUCACAAAUGAGAAGUUUUUCUGACUUAAAAAAGAAAUAGUCUAACUUUUCCUCAAAUCCAAAGGUUCGUAGCACCACGGGAGUCGACUCCAUCGAGAAAUUUGCAACAAGAAGAAACGAGAAAGUCUCGAGAACCAUCUUUGGAGAAGGAGAGGCAGAGGGAAAAGGAAAAAGAAAAAGAAAAAGAGAAGGAGAAGGAAAAGCGUCGAGACUCGAUUUCUGAAAAAAGAGACAGAACUCGCGAGCGACAGUUUUCUGACCAGAGGUACUGUUAGACAAGCUGAAUUUUAGUGAAAUUUUGUGAACGAAAAUUUUUUUUCGUGAGAAAUUUGAAAUCAAGUUGUAUAUUAAUUUCCAUCAUGGCUGCUUCUUGCAGUUAGUUUCAUUUUUAGAGACAAGAGUUGCUUAAAAGUCAGCACUGGAUCAAGGUCAAAAAAUAAACGUUUCGCAACUUUAAAAGUUUUUUUAUACCAUGAGUUUAUGUAUGUGUUCAAAGCGGUCUCGAGAUCUUUUUCUCUAACCUUCAGAUUUGGUUACAUUUUGGGAAAAUUUUCAAUUUAUUUGAAAUCGACAUCUUAUCAUGUGUCCAUAUGAGAGAAAUAAGUAUAUAGCGGCGCUUUUUUUUUGCUUCUGACGUUUUUGAAUUUCUCUGUAGACUUUUUCUCCCAGUUUGAAGGUCGCACGAAUUUUUGAGAUUUCUGUAUAGUGAGUCUUUGGAGACUAAAAUGCAAAGAAGUUUGAAGUUUCAGUCUGCGCAGUGAGAUCGGGAACAAACUGCAUACGGAAAAUAAAACUGAAUACAAAAAAUUUUCAAAAACUACAAAUGUAGAAGAAAAUUUUGUCGAAGGUGAACUUUUUUUCAGGCAAGAAAAAAAGUAAAAGAAGCCCUCAAAGAUCGAAUCGGCACCGUAGAACGCCGUCGCCAGUCAAAAGAAGUUCGGAUCAUCGUCGAAUGGAGGUUGCUUUCAAAUAAAAGAAAAAUUGAUUCAUAGACUUGAAAAAUGUUUUUAGAACAACGCAUCGAGCAACUCAUUUGAUAAAAAGAAAAACAGAAAACUGGUUUGUAUGAUUUUUUUUUUCAUAUUCCCAUUAAAUUUCAAAUCUUUCAGAACGACUAUGAAUCGAGCAAAGAAGAAAGUGCGAAAAAUCAAAAAAGAAGAGAAGAGCCUCGCAGAACGGAAAAAGAUGUGAAGCCGAGUCGAGAAGAGAAGGAAAAAAGUGUCGAAAACUGGAAGUAAUUUAUUUAAAUUUUUACAGAAAGGGAAUCUAACUGUCAAGGGGAUUUUACUUUGAGAUUUUGACUUUUCCAAAAAUUUGCAGAACCUUCUUUGGGGUGAAAGAAGGUUCUGCAAUUUUCAAUUUAAAAACGUCCUAGUUUUGUAAAAAGAAGGUCUUGAUCAUAAAACAUUUUGUAUUCAACUCUGAAAUGGUACAUCAAAAAUAACUCGGCAAAAUUUUUUUUCAAUCGGAAAUAAAACUACAUUUCUUAUGAAGUGCUGACAGACUCAAAACAUUUUAGAAAAAAAUUUAAAGUCAAUUUUUCAAAGAAAAGACGCAUAAUUUGAAAAAUCUUUGGUGCCAGAUUCAAAAUUUUCCAUGAAGUCUGUUCAGUUCUAACAAAAGCUCCGUCACUCCUUCGAGCAAGUCUGUGGACGAAUCUUCUUCGCAACAGGUUGCUGAAAAGUCGAAACUUGACUCAAAAAUAAACUCAGAGUUCCAAAUCUUCUUCUUCCUCAAAGCCUACAAAACCGAAUACAUCCUCUUCUCAUUCCUUUGAAGUGACGUCCUCAAGGUCUUCGGAAACCGACGCGCUCAAGAAAUUCAUGUCGAAAAAGGACGCUUUCAUGAAGAAACUGGACAAAGCUGCCCCUCAGGUGAGUUCGGGAGCUCCGAGGGAAAAAAAAUCGAAAAAAUCGUCAAAAUCGUAUUUUAUGCGAGAAAAAAAUUUAUCACUGACUGGAAUCAGUUGAUAACAGGAAUGUUUAUAGAAAAAGCCAAGUGGCGCCAACGAAUCUUCUUUUCCUCUCGACAAAAUCGGUGCUCAACUCGACAACUUCAGCAAGAAGACCUCGAAGUUUGAAGUGUUAUGAAAUCCAGUAGGUUUUUCUUUGUAGGAACCAGGAUGAAGUCGUUGAGCAGUGCAUACAGAGGAAGUCGUUGAGCAUAAACACCAUGAAGGUUUUAGGCUAGAAAAGGCAUUGAAUGACAGUUUCUUGAAGAUACCGAAAAAGACGCCGACGCCGUCGGUGAGCAACGAGAAUAUGUUGGCGUCGUCACCGAUAGCUCCUCGGGUCACGUCUUUUUCGACUGGAAGCGGGCCCUUGCUCCCGUCUUCGUUCUCUCCGACCCCGGUUUGAAAUUGGAAAAUGCAAAACUCAUCAGCCUUGAAUGAGUUUGAACUGGGAAGAUAUUUUUGUUGGUACUAACCAGAGAUGAACGGCAAUCCAUUCCAGAGAUUAUAGUCUUAUGACGUCCGUCAGAGCUGCUGAUGGGACGGAUCUCCUUGCCGGCAUCACUGGAAUCCGUUAAUUCACAAAACUUUCCAUAUUCAUUAUGUUAAUAAGGAAUACAUCAGUGACUUUUGGCUCUCUGAUGUCAAAACUAUCUUUUUUCCGUAGUCUUUUCAUUGGUUUUUACUGGAACCUUUUUACAUUUCUUCCCCACUAUAAAAGUAUUCACCAUCAUCGCGUUUAUCUUGACCUUUUGAGUUUAGGAAAAAGAAGACAGCCGGAGAAUUUGCUACGGAGCUGAGCGCGAGAACACAACGGACUUCAUUCUGCCUGUACCAAGCAUUCCGCGAUGUUUGAUUUCCUAUAAUUAGCUAAUUAGUCGUAUAUCUGCUUUUAGUGGGAUCGAUGCUGGUCAACGCGCAAGAGCUCCGUUCCAGAAAUGCUUUUGAGUAGGUUUUCCGAGUAUUAUGUUUCCCAAAGUGGAAAGUAUGUCAUUGGUAGAAGUUUAAGAACACUGACUUUGAAAAAAUAUAAAUUUCGAGUGCACUGAACCUUUUUGAAAUGCUUUUUGAAUAUGUUUACUAGUUUUUUCAAACAGUUUCGGUUCAUAGAACUGAAAAUGAUCAUUGAAACACAUGUUUCCUUCCGAAGUUCAAAAAAGAAAGUCAACUUGAUCCUUUUCCGCUUUCAACGGGGCAAUUUUAUCAACUUCUCAAUCUUUUUUCAAAUAUGCUCGUAGCUGACUCCGAGCACAGAAGUAAGUCUAGAGAGCAGAGAGAGCAACGAGAGCCGACGACUUCUGUAAACCGCCAUCCGAAGACGGUCAAGUACGCUCCAUUGAAACAGAAUCCCAGCGAUACUCCGGAGACGCCGCGCAGCGACGGCGGGUCCGAAGCUCCUAUCGGCUCUUCCAAAAGACGGAAAACAGUUUGAAAGAAGUCUGUCGACAGAAAGAAGACCUGCGUGUUUUAGGCGUCUUCCAGUACCUCUUCGGAUGAUUCUGACGACGAAUCCAAGUUUGAGAGCGUCAGCAACGUGAGUGUGAAGAAAAGGCCGAAGAUCGAGGGCCACAGGAUCCACGACGUCCUGGACCAGCUUCACAGCGGCAGGAAUCUUUAG